Thamnophis elegans (Western terrestrial garter snake) is the source of this 1960-nucleotide messenger RNA. It is a transcript of the gene TBC1D20, whose product is annotated as TBC1 domain family member 20. Bases 87 to 1274 code for a protein of 395 amino acids. Gene Ontology annotation, cellular component: endoplasmic reticulum membrane. NCBI's taxonomy places the organism in Eukaryota, Metazoa, Chordata, Lepidosauria, Squamata, Natricidae. Gene Ontology annotation, molecular function: GTPase activator activity. Gene Ontology annotation, biological process: endoplasmic reticulum to Golgi vesicle-mediated transport; positive regulation of GTPase activity. The record is from RefSeq and is a predicted model, not a curated record. The transcript has 8 exons.
GCGGGACCGUGUGCGUGGACAAGGGAAAAAGGAAGACACGGAGUCCGGCAGGCCGCCGGGAUGAGCCUCUGCGGUGGCCGGAGACCAUGACCCAGCCGAGGCCGCCACGGCUGCAUGGCAACGCGGAGCGAGACUCCGACACCAAGCAGAAGAGGAAGUUAGCCGAGAUCUACCAAGUGCUAAGCAAUGAGCCGGUGGACAUUGCUCCCCUCCGGCGCAUGGCUAUCAGCGAAGGAGGCCUCCUCCUGGACGAGAUCCGCUGCAAAGUGUGGCCCAGGCUGCUCAACGUGAACACCGACGACCUGCUGCCUCCGCCAGAGGAAGAACUUCGGGAAAAUAGCAAGGAUUAUCAGCAAGUCCUGUUGGACGUAAGGCGAUCCCUCCGACGUUUCCCGCCAGACAUGCCCGAUGAGCAGAGAGAGGGUCUCCAGGAAGAGCUGAUAGACUGCAUCCUGCAGGUUCUACAACGCAACACGCAACUCCAUUAUUACCAGGGAUACCAUGACAUUGUGGUCACCUUCCUUCUCGUGGUGGGGGAGAGGCUGUCUGCCACCCUGGUGGAAAAACUAUCAACCCAUCAUCUCAGGGAUUUUAUGGACCCAACCAUGGAAAACACCAGACACAUUUUAAAUUAUCUGAUGCCCAUCAUAGACCAAGUGAAUCCGGAUCUCCAUGAUUUCAUGCAAAGAGCCGAAGUGGGAACCAUCUUCGCCCUCAGCUGGCUGAUCACCUGGUUCGGACACGUCCUGUCCGACUUCAAGCACGUGGUGCGGUUAUACGACUUCUUCCUCGCCUGCCACCCGCUGAUGCCCAUCUACUUUGCAGCAGUGAUUGUGCUCCAUCGGGCACCGGAGGUCCUGGCCUGCGACUGUGACAUGGCUUCCGUCCACCAUCUGCUGUCCCAGAUCCCCCAGGACCUCCCUUACGAGAUGCUCAUCAGUCGGGCUGGAGACCUCUUCGUUCAGUUCCCGCCUUCAAAGCUCGCCCAGGAAGCGGCUCAGCAGCAAGCCGAGAGAACGGCGGUUUCCACCUUCAAAGACUUCGAGCUGGCUUCAUCCCAGCAACAGCCGGACACCAUCCUCCGUCAGCGCUUCCGAGAACAACACCGGGUGGAGGAGAGAGCCAAGUCUCUCUUAGCGACCAAACCCAGGACCAACCGCUUCGUCAAGCUGGCCGUGAUGGGGCUGACGGUGGCGCUGGGGGCGGCCGCCGUGGCGGUGGUCAAGAGCGCCCUCGAAUGGGCCCCCAAAUUUGAACUCCAGAUCUUCCCCUAAGGCUGAAGGACGGAAGGAAUGUCCUUUCUCAUCCUCCGCUCCGCGAGCUGAAAGCCACCUCGGUGGAAGACAAGCUGAGUUUUGAGGCCAGCAGCCCCGAAUCCGUUCCCUUCCACAAGCAACCAUCGGCCGUCGGAGAGCGGACCGUUGCCUUGGGCUGCCCCAGGGUGCGUGGUCUCAACUUCUGCUCGCUCUUCCAGCCAGCAAAGGUGCAACUCUUCUCCACGGACCCCCCUUCUGUCCCCCGUCGUCCGCGGGAUGAACAGAGACGUCUCGGCGUGCCCGUUCGGAGGAGGAGAUUCGGUAGUGUUCCUGCGGUUUUAUCCAAAGCAGAGACCCCUUCCCUGGGAUCUUGAGAACGAGCGAUUCUUGGUCUCCUGUCUUAACCCAAAAUGGGAGAAGAAAUAUGGAAGAAGAAGAAAAAUUCUCAGUGGUUGCCAACGGCAGGACUGGAUUCUCGCUAGUUCUCGUUUCGAUAUUUUGUGUCAGCAGAGGAAAAAAAAAACCGUUAACGCACGGAAUGGAUCAGCAACUGGGCAACUUUUAAGACCCGUUUUAGACUUUUAGGAAUUCUGGGAGUCGAAGCCCACAAAUCUUCAAAGCUGCCGAGAUCGGACACCCUUGGAAUGGAUCUUCUUAGGACUUUCAAACUGAUCCGUUGCCAUGCAAGCCGGGGGGAGGGGGGG